Molecule: messenger RNA, 203 nt
Organism: Sphenostylis stenocarpa
Lineage: Eukaryota; Viridiplantae; Streptophyta; Magnoliopsida; Fabales; Fabaceae
Source: the annotation of a GenBank genome assembly
UACUGUUUCCUUAAUUUCCAAAAAAAUACACCUCUACGCGCGAGGAUCCCCAGACACGGAGGAAAGUAGUGGAGAUCCGGACGGAACGAAGAAUUGGAAGGGACAAGGCCAGAUUCAAGCUUUAAAUUGCCCGUUCGAGAGUGACAUUGAUGGAGCAUUGCGAAACCGGUUCAAUGAACCAAGCCACAAUGGUCACAUGAGAA